GAGGUGUCUGUACCAGGAGAGGUGGGCAGUGUCCCCAGGCCGCAGAGCCAUGCCUUUCGGCCUGAAGCUCCGCAGGACUCGGCGCUACAAUGUCCUGAGCAAGAACUGCUUUGUGACCCGGAUCCGCCUGCUGGACAGCAAUGUCAUCGAGUGCACUCUGUCUGUGGAAAGCACGGGGCAGGAGUGCCUUGAGGCCGUGGCCCAGAGGCUGGAGCUUCGGGAGACGCACUACUUCGGCCUUUGGUUCCUCAGCAAGAGCCAGCAAGCGAGAUGGGUGGAACUAGAGAAGCCACUGAAGAAACAUCUGGACAAAUUUGCGAACGAGCCUCUGCUUUUCUUCGGAGUCAUGUUCUACGUGCCAAAUGUGUCAUGGCUUCAUCAGGAGGCCACGAGAUACCAGUAUUACCUACAAGUCAAAAAAGAUGUGCUCGAGGGGCGGUUGCGGUGCUCACUGGAGCAAGUGAUCCGGCUCGCCGGCUUAGCUGUGCAGGCUGACUUUGGAGACUAUAACCAAUUCGAUUCCCAAGAAUUCCUCCGAGAGUAUGUGCUGUUUCCUAUGGAUUUGACCCUGGAGGAAGCUGUCCUAGAGGAGCUGACCCAGAAGGUGGCCCAGGAGCACAAAGCCCACAGGGGGAUCCUGCCAGCAGAAGCCGAGCUGAUGUACAUCAAUGAAGCGGAACGUCUGGACGGAUUCGGUCAGGAGGUCUUCCCAGUGAGGGACAGUCACGGCAACAGCAUGCACCUCGGCAUUUUCUUUAUGGGGAUCUUUGUGAGGAACAGAAUCGGAAGACAGGCAGUAAUAUACAGGUGGAAUGACAUUGGGAGUGUCACCCACAGCAAAGCAGCAAUCCUGCUGGAGCUGAUUGACAAGGAGGAGACAGCGCUCUUCCACACAGAUGAUAUUGAAAAUGCCAAGUAUAUUUCCCGGUUAUUUACAGCACGGCACAAGUUUUACAAACAGAACAAGAUCUGCACAGAACAGUCAAAUUCUCCACCCCCGAUCAGACGUGGGCCCACCUGGAGCCGGUCCUCACUGCCAAGGCAGCAGCCGUACAUCCUGCCUCCCAUGCAGUGUGGUGAGCACUACUCGGAGACCCACACUUCCCAAGACAGCAUUUUCCCUGGGAACGAGGAGGCUUUGUACUGCAACUCUCACAACAGCCUAGACUUAAAUUACUUAAAUGGAACAGUCACCAAUGGCAGCGUGUGCAGCGUUCACAGCGUCACCUCCCUCAGCUGCUCCCAAAGCUUCAUCCAGGCUUCUCCAGUGUCUUCCAACCUCAGCAUCCCUGGAAGUGACAUCAUGAGGGCCGAUUACAUCCCCAGCCACCGCCACAGCACCAUCAUCGUGCCGUCUUACAGGCCAACCCCAGAUUACGAGACGGUCAUGCGCCAGAUGAAGAGGGGGCUAAUGCACGCGGACAGCCAGAGCCGGUCUCUGCGGAACCUCAACAUCAUCAACACCCAUGCCUACAACCAGCCUGAGGAGCUGGUGUACAGCCAGCCAGAGAUGCGGGAAAGGCAUCCCUACACUGUCCCAUAUGCGCCCCAGGGGGGCUAUGGUCACAAGCUUGUUAGCCCGUCUGACCAGAUGAACCCCCAGAACAACGCGAUGCCUAGCAAGCCAGGGGCCAGCUCCAUCUCGCACACAGUGAGCACUCCGGAACUGGCCAACAUGCAGCUCCAAGGAGCCCAAAGCUACAGCACAGCCCACAUGCUGAAGAACUAUCUCUUCAGGCCACCACCCCCUUACCCUCGGCCCCGUCCUGCCACCAGCACCCCAGACCUCGCCAGCCACCGCCACAAGUAUGUCAGCGGCAGCAGCCCUGAUCUGGUAACGCGGAAAGUGCAGCUAUCCGUAAAGACCUUCCAGGAAGACAGCUCUCCUGUGGUCCAUCAGUCUCUGCAGGAGGUAAGCGAACCCCUUAUAGCCACCAGGCACCACGGCACGGUGAAUAAGCGCCACAGCCUGGAGGUGAUGAACAGUAUGGUCCGAGGCAUGGAGGCCAUGACACUGAAGUCACUCAAUAUCCCCAUGGCUCGUCGCAACACUCUUCGGGAGCAGGGCCCUUCUGAGGAGGCGGGUGGCCAGGAAGUGCAUGGGCUUCCUCAGUAUCACCACAAGAAGACGUUCUCGGAUGCCACCAUGCUGAUCCACAGCAGUGAGAGCGAGGAAGAGGAGGAGACCCCCGAGGCGGUACCUCAGAUUCCUGCGCUUCGGGAGCAGGUGGAAUACAGUGCCCAGCUGCAGGCUGCCCUGGCCCGUAUUCCCAACAGGCCUCCGCCUGAGUACCCAGGGCCGAGAAAAAGUGUCAGUAACGGGGCACUGAGGCAGGACCAGGGGACCCUCCUUCCUGCCGUGGCCAGGGCCAGGGUGCUGAGGCAUGGACCAGCCAAGGCCCUCAGUGUCUCCCGGACUGAGCAGCUGGCUGUCAACGGGGCAUCUCUGGGCCCCUCCAUCUCUGAGCCUGACCUGACCAGUGUGAAGGAGCGGGUCAAGAAAGAGCCCGUGAAGGAGAGGCCCGUGUCAGAGAUGCUCUCCCUGGAGGAUAGCAUCAUAGAGAGAGAGAUGAUGAUCAGGGAUCUCGAGAAGCAGAAGAUGACGGGCCUGCAGGCACAGAAGAGGCCACUGAUGUUGGCGGCGCUGAAUGGACUCUCGGUGGCCCGUGUCUCGGGGCGGGAAGACAGCCGACACGAUGCCACCCGAGUUCCCAUAGACGAGCGGCUCAGAGCCCUGAAGAAGAAGUUAGAGGAGGGAAUGGUGUUCACGGAGUAUGAACAGAUCCCCAACAAAAAGGCCAACGGCAUCUUCAGCACCGCCGCCCUGCCGGAGAAUGCCGAGCGCAGCCGGAUCCGGGAAGUGAUCCCUUAUGAGGAGAACCGAGUGGAGCUCAUCCCAACCAAAGAGAACAACACAGGCUACAUCAACGCCUCCCACAUCAAGGUGGUGGUUGGUGGCGCAGAGUGGCACUACAUUGCCACUCAGGGGCCCUUGCCACACACAUGUCAUGACUUCUGGCAGAUGGUGUGGGAGCAGGGAGUGAACGUGAUUGCCAUGGUCACUGCAGAGGAGGAAGGUGGACGGACCAAGAGCCAUCGGUACUGGCCCAAACUGGGGUCCAAGCACAGCUCAGCCACCUAUGGCAAGUUCAAGGUCACCACAAAGUUCCGAACAGAUUCCGGUUGCUAUGCAACCACAGGCUUAAAGGUCAAGCAUCUGCUGUCGGGGCAGGAGAGGACAGUGUGGCACUUGCAGUACACUGACUGGCCCCACCACGGCUGCCCAGAGGACGUCCAAGGAUUUUUGUCCUACUUGGAGGAAAUCCAGUCAGUCAGACGCCACACCAACAGCGUGCUAGAAGGCAUCAAGACCAGGCACCCGCCCAUCGUGGUCCACUGCAGCGCAGGGGUCGGGAGGACUGGAGUGGUCAUCCUAUCCGAGCUCAUGAUUUACUGCCUAGAACACAACGAAAAGGUGGAGGUGCCCACAAUGCUGCGGUUCCUCAGGGAGCAGAGGAUGUUCAUGAUCCAGACCAUCGCGCAGUACAAGUUCGUCUACCAAGUCCUCGUCCAGUUCCUGCAGAACUCCAGGCUCAUUUGAUCUCCUGGACGCAGCUCUGUCCUGCAGGGGGUGUCACUUCUUGACAACACGUGCCUCCCCAGCUGGAGGUGGAUGGCUGGCAGCAGGCUGGAGCCAGAGUUACUUACAAGCAUCAUGUAUUAUUUUAUAUGAGAUAAUUUAUUUUUUCCUCUCUUUGGAAUAACUUCUAUGAGUUAUUAUAAUGCAUGUUUUCACAAUAAUAUAGUGCUUCUCAUUUGAACCACAUGUUGACGGAUCUGCAGUGUGAGCCUCCAGGAAGGAAGGUGGUGGCCCUGUGGGACAUUGUGGACACAGAGGCAUAAGGGAAUGCAUCUCUAGUGAAGUUGCAGACAGAUUGGCAAUGCCCCAGUCAAAAGUGGCAAGAGAAGGAAUUCACCCUCUACUAGAGUUGAGACAGGCGUGGUCCUUGAAAGGGUCCCUUUACCUGCUGGAU
Acomys russatus (golden spiny mouse) is the source of this 4034-nucleotide messenger RNA. It is a transcript of the gene Ptpn14, whose product is annotated as protein tyrosine phosphatase non-receptor type 14. Gene Ontology annotation, molecular function: protein tyrosine phosphatase activity. Gene Ontology annotation, cellular component: cytoskeleton. The transcript has 18 exons. Bases 50 to 3601 code for a protein of 1183 amino acids. The record is from RefSeq and is a predicted model, not a curated record. Lineage: Eukaryota; Metazoa; Chordata; Mammalia; Rodentia; Muridae. Gene Ontology annotation, biological process: lymphangiogenesis; protein dephosphorylation.